CACUGUUAAACAACUAGGAAACAUGGCGCUUCUGCUUGACACGCUACAAAGAUUGGCCUACCCCGGCCUCUUCUACGCUCGCCAGCUGCAGUCAUCAGGCACAAGGCACGCAAGUCAGAAGAAAUGAUAACAACAAUUAUUCCAAAGAUGACCAAGAUGGUGACGACAGAAUCCGGAGCUAGCUAGCGGCCAAGGGGCCACAAGGACAAGAAAAGGCUGCUCUAGUCACAGUCACAAGCCGCGUAGCCUCGAACUUCCAGACCAGAGCGCGCGCAACGACUUCGCAUACGGGAAUCAACGUUCCGACACCAGCCAAUAGAAAUUCCGCGCGACACUUUUGAACUGAUCGCACCGCCUAGAAUGUCCGGCGACGCUUCUCAAGCGAACGUGCGUGUUGUUGUCCGCGUCCGUCCAGAAAACGAGUUGGAACGGCAAAUCGACUCGUUGCAUGGUCCCGCCAUCCGCGUCCUCGACGACAACUGCCUCAUCUUCGACCCCAUCGACGAAGAAGACAGUUUUAUCCGGGACAACCACCAACCAAUCAAAUCUCGCAAGGCGUCCAAGAAAAGACAGAGAGACGUCAGAUUCGCAUUCGACCGCGUGUUCGAAGGCAACUCGACUCAAGAAGAGGUUUACUUGGACACGACCGGAGGCGUAGUUUGUCGCGUCAUGAGCGGAGUGAAUUGUUGUGUGUUUGCGUACGGAGCGACGGGCGCUGGCAAGACGUACACGAUGCUGGGCAGCAGCGAAGAGCCUGGAGUGACGUUCAGAACUGUUCAGGAGUUGUUUGACCUGAUUGGUUCGAAGCAGGAGGAAAUCAGUUGUGAUGUGAAGGUAAGUUACCUUGAAGUGUACAACGAAACCAUUCAUGAUCUUCUCAAACCGUCAGGAGCAUUAGCUGUUCGAGAAGAUCCUGUCAAAGGCGUUUGCAUCAGGGGUCUCUCGUUUUACAAACCUCAGAGUGCAGCUGAGCUUCUGGAGAUGUUGCGUCGUGGCAACGAGAACAGAACACAACAUCCAACCGAUGCAAAUGCUCAGUCAUCUCGAUCACAUGCUAUGUUUCAGGUGAUUGUUCGACAAAAGCCUUGUACAUCAGGAUUGUCUAUGCAGUUCAAAGUAGCCAAGUUGUCUCUCAUUGAUCUGGCUGGGUCAGAACGUGCUACCAUGACAACAAAUCGUGGAAUGCGUCUAAGAGAGGGUGCCAACAUCAAUCGAUCCCUACUCGCUCUAGGCAACUGCAUCAACGCAUUAGUCGAACAGAAGACUGGAAGUAGAAAAGCUAUUCAUGUGCCAUACAGAGACAGCAAGUUGACGAGAUUGUUGAAGGACUCACUUGGAGGAAACUGCUGCACAGUCAUGGUGGCCAAUGUGAGCCCAUCAAGAAUGUGUUAUGAAGACACAUACAAUACUCUGAAGUAUGCUGAACGUGCAAAGAGUAUUAAGUCAAAAUUGUUUGCUAAUACUGUGAACGUUGAUCUCCACGUUAGUAAAUACCGAAGCAUCAUUGAAGGUCUCCAGGCUGAGAACAAAGAGUUAAGGAUAAAGCUGCAGCAGCAAUUGCAAACGGUUCCUGCAGGUGUACCAUGUGUGGCUGAUAUCAACGAAAAUUCUGCAAUUGACAAAUCAUGUCUUCAAAGGAUUGAAACUGAGCUUUGUCCACUUAAGUCUGUUACUUCUGUUUGUUUGGAUCUCACUGACAUUGAAGCAGCACAAAGAGAUGUGAUUGCAAAGGGACAGAGAAAGGAGAGGAAUAUACAAAGAAUGAAGGCGAUUGGAAAGGAGAAUGCUCAGUGUAUCAACAAGUGGACUGCUGCUUUAUCUGCUGUAAGUGUUUGUCAGUCUGAUCUGUCCAAUCGUCAGAAGAAACUGUUGUCAGACAAGAAACAGUCAGAACAGCAACUGAAGCAGGCAGUUAUAUCCCUGGGUCUUGGACCACUUUCUUGGAACAGCAGCAAGUUUGGUGAUUGUGAUACGGUUGGAAAGUUGAUGGUGAGAAAUCACCAACUGGAGAUGGAGAAGGAGAUACUUAGCAGACAGGUGAAACACUUCAGACAGUUUUGUAAAGUGCAGAACAAGUCAUCACAGAAUGCAGAGAAGCUUAUUCACCAUCUUUGCAAGUACAUUGCACAUGUCACAGACCACUUCAUGUCUGUAAUCGGCACCAUACCCAAACAUCUCAACACUGAAUUCGAAAGCCUCCUUCACUUCAUCGAAGUCAGUGGAAAGGAAUUAGCUUGGGCAGAUGAGUCCAAUAUAUCAAGUUUAGUCAGUGAUCAACCAGCAACAGUCUUACAGGCGAACAAUUCAUUUUCACGUUUCAACACAAAAAUGCCAGCUAUAGCUACCACAAGUGGAAUACUCACACCGUCAGUCAGGAAGACAACAGAAGAACCAAGUAGUCAACUAUAUGACAGAUUUCAAACGAAUGACUUCCAAUCUUCCACAAUGGUAUAUCCUACUCAAGGUACUGUGCCUCCCUCUGAUAUCAGCAAAGAGCCAGAAAAAGUUGAACCUGGAUUAGAAAACAAUAAAGUGGGGCCAGAUGGUAGCACAACGUCUUCCAAAUCGUCAGUAAGCAGAGACGACGAAUGCGCUGUAAUGGAUACACAUUCCAAGAAGAUUCCUGAAGAGAAGUCAGGUGGAGAGGAAGCAAAGCUGACUGACCAAUUUCAGCCUAACCAACUUCAGCCUAAAUUUCCAAGUUCUAGUUCGAAGUCACUCGUUUUGCUGCCUCCUCCUCCUCGUCAUCGAACUCCUCGUCGAUCGCGAAGGAGAGUGACAUUUACUGUUGACAAUCCUAUUAAUAUUGCAGCAAUGUCUCAACAAAAUGCUUCAAAUCAAGAAGGCACUAAUGCUAAUGCUUGGGCUACAAGUACUGAUCCUGCUGCUCUCGAAUCACUUUUCAAGCCACUUGUAUGUCCACCCACUCCAAAGACUUACAGCAAUCGAUCGAAUGUAAGCUCGGCUACUCCAUCUCGUAUUCCAUCGCGUGUCACAAGAUCAACCACUCCAGCUCGUACUCCAUCACGUGUCACCAGUUCAACUACUCCGUCUUGUUUUGAUGUUUUGCGUUCAUGUGGCACUCCAAAGGCGGGUCCUGUCGAGUCAAAGUCGCCAUUUUCUAUCCAACAGCCAGACAGCUUGAGACUUCCUCAACGAAGGGUGGUAAAGAAGAAGGCACAAGACACUGAAAAUGUUCCCACAAAUAGUAGAGGCAGACACAUUGUGAACUCUAGAUCACGUCUAGUUGGAGGAAUGAAAAGACCUAACGACGGAGCUGUUCAUAAUCCAUCAAAGAGAGCCAACAUUGCGGCAAGCAAUCUCGCAAGACGAGGGUUGCAACCACAGUGGCACGUUUGGAAUUAGUGUAGCAGCAUCAGAAUUAGCAACAGGAGUUGUACAUGUACCGAUACAUAUUGUUUUGAAUUUGCUGAUAUAGAAUAUCUGAAUUUCACAUUAUGGCUAAUACUACUGCCACGUUGUGGUUUAAUUACAUAUAGGCAAUUACAAUGAUGAUUUUGCUGCAAUGAAUUGGAACCAUAUUAGCUUUUUUCCAGCUUACUUUUUCUUUUCAUGUUGCUGUAACAUACAUGUACAUGUAUUCUAAUUUAGUGACUGUACAAGAGGU
Corticium candelabrum is the source of this 3628-nucleotide messenger RNA. RefSeq names its product kinesin-like protein KIF18A. The record is from RefSeq and is a predicted model, not a curated record. Bases 361 to 3366 code for a protein of 1001 amino acids. Gene Ontology annotation, biological process: microtubule depolymerization; mitotic sister chromatid segregation; microtubule-based movement. Gene Ontology annotation, molecular function: ATP hydrolysis activity; plus-end-directed microtubule motor activity; ATP binding. Gene Ontology annotation, cellular component: mitotic spindle astral microtubule; mitotic spindle midzone; nucleus. The transcript has 12 exons. NCBI's taxonomy places the organism in Eukaryota, Metazoa, Porifera, Homoscleromorpha, Homosclerophorida, Plakinidae.